UCCAGGAUGGAGAAGGAAUGAUGGAGCUGAAGAAGGACAUGAAAAGCGAAUUUCAACAUUUUCUUUAGAAACUACAUUAUUUUGAACAGCUUGUGAAAGUGGGAGCUGACAAUACGACAUGCAGUCAUGAAGCGAGUACGUACAGAGCAGUUCCAGUACACGGUUGCUCAGUACCUCAAGCGUCGGCAGUAUGUAGACUCAGAAGGUCCUCUGAAGGGGCCGAAAUUGUCUCAGACUGUAGAGGAGAUGGCAGCUAACCUCACAGUUCAAACAGAGUCAGGUUGUACCAAUUUUGUGUCUGCUGCCCCUUGUCAGGCAGACUCACAGCAGUAUGAAAUACAGUUUGGACAACUGCGAACUUUUCUGACUGAUACAGAUGUGCAGUGGAGCUGGGAAGUGACCUCGGUGCUGUACCCCCUAUUCGUCUACCUCCACCUUGACAUGGUCCACUGUGGUCUAAAAAGCUCGGUGGACAGCUUUUAUAGCCGCUUCCAUAACAUGUUCCUGCAGGACACUGACCAGAAGGACAUUAUAGAACAGUUACGAACUACCCUGACAGUCCAGGAUAUCUCAUCUAAUCCAAAACUUAGAGCCUUCCUUGACAAUAAGUAUGUUGUCCACCUCACUGAUGAGGCCUACAACUACCUCCUCCGCUACCUCCAGAGUGAGAACAACACCGCUCUCUGUAGGGUGCUAGCCUCCCACAUCCAAGUGGAGGUUACUUCUGCCCAGCAGACUGUCUAUCAGUUGUAUGGUAGCGGCCCCAGCGGUGUGGGGGUUUUUUCACGAGGAGAAGCCAGCAAUAAUAUGGAGCCUGGGGAUGUGCCUGCUAGCAUCCUGCAGAACGAAGCCGCCCGCAACUCGUUACAAGAGUGUAUCAAACGUGUGAAGGACGGGCCGCCGUCACUCAGCACGGUCUGCUUCUAUGCAUUUCACAACACCGACCAACUGCUCAAUUCCGCUGAGAUCUCCGCCAACAGCAAGCUGUUAGCUGCCGGCUUCGACAACUCCUGCGUCAAGUUGUGGAGCCUGCGUGCCCGGAAGCUCAAGGCAGAGCCCCACCAGGUGGACGUCUCAAGAAUCAAUUUGGCGUGUGACGUCAUUGAGGAUGAGAGUGAAGAUGAAGACAGUGCUGGUACUGAAAUGAAAACCCUAAGAGGACACUGUGGGCCGGUGUACAGUACUACAUUCCUUACAGACAGCUCAGGACUCCUCUCCUGUUCUGAGGACACAACAAUCAGAUACUGGAACCUCGGCAGUUUUACUAACACUGCUUUGUACCAGGGACAUGCGUACCCGGUGUGGGACAUUGACAUUAGCCCGUGCAGCCUUUAUUUUGCUAGUGGGUCGCAUGACAGGACUGCUAGGCUUUGGACGUUUAGUCGGACAUACCCAUUGCGGCUGUAUGUGGGUCACUUGGCAGAUGUAGACUGUGUCAAGUUCCAUCCCAACUCAAAUUAUAUUGCCACAGGGUCCACUGACAAAACUGUCCGGCUGUGGAGUACACAGCAAGGGAAUUCCGUAAGACUGUUCACUGGCCACCGUGGCCCUGUUUUAUCACUGGCCUUUGCACCCAAUGGGAAGUACCUGGCAUCAGCAGGGGAAGACCAGAGGCUAAAACUCUGGGACUUGGCAUCGGGUACAUUAUUUAAAGACUUGAGGGGGCAUACCAGCAACAUCACAAGCCUCUCCUUCAGUCCCGACAGUAGCUUGAUCGCCUCGGCCUCCAUGGACAAUUCUGUCAGGGUUUGGGAUAUCCGAAACACAUACUGCAAUGCACCUGCUGACGGCUCCUCCAGUGAGCUAGUUGGCGUUUAUACGGGACAAACUAAUAAUGUAUUGAGCGUGCAGUUUAUGGCCUGCAACUUACUACUAGUGACUGGAACAGCACAGGAAAACGAAGAAUAUUAGUCUAGGGUAGAAAGAUACUGGUGUCCUAAGUGGUCUAGGACAGAUAAUAUUUAUUCAUGUGGGGGUUUGCCAGACCUGGUAGGGGAAAGUUAGAAAACGGCAAAUGGAGCAUGUUUCAUGGAGGCUUGACAGAAACCUAUUACAUUUUAAGGUGGAAUUUUGUGAGACGAACAAGCUCAGCUUGUUUGAUGUAGAACAGGAACAGGUUAUAGUCUGUUUGUGAAAUUAAUUUGUUCAAUUUUUUUCUGAUAUAGAAUCAUGGUGAACAGCAAUUUGGGGAUGCUUUUUGUGCUUUUAUGAUGAUUUUUUUUUUUUUUUCAGUCAAAUUUCCAAGCAGUAUUUAUAUCAAAUGUAAACCUGUACCAUUAAUAGUAAUAUUAUGGGUCAAAUAAAUAAAACAGAUUUUGCAGUACAAUACAGACCAUUAUAAAUCACGGCUACAUUUAUUGUAGUUUGCCAGUAUUGCAAGUACAGUUGUAAUUUUUUUUAAUAUUAGACUACAGAGAAUCUGCAGUACAGCUAUGGUCAAAGGUUUUGCAUCC
Polyodon spathula (Mississippi paddlefish) is the source of this 2453-nucleotide messenger RNA. RefSeq names its product TAF5-like RNA polymerase II p300/CBP-associated factor-associated factor 65 kDa subunit 5L. The record is from RefSeq and is a predicted model, not a curated record. Gene Ontology annotation, molecular function: protein binding; transcription coactivator activity. Gene Ontology annotation, cellular component: nuclear protein-containing complex; histone acetyltransferase complex. Lineage: Eukaryota; Metazoa; Chordata; Actinopteri; Acipenseriformes; Polyodontidae. The transcript has 5 exons. The coding region runs from base 127 to 1911 and encodes 594 amino acids. Gene Ontology annotation, biological process: regulation of DNA-templated transcription.